Molecule: messenger RNA, 1158 nt
Organism: Dictyostelium discoideum AX4
Lineage: Eukaryota; Evosea; Eumycetozoa; Dictyosteliales; Dictyosteliaceae
Gene: melA
Exons: 2
Coding region: 1-1158 (385 amino acids)
Biological process (GO): carbohydrate catabolic process; carbohydrate metabolic process
Molecular function (GO): hydrolase activity, hydrolyzing O-glycosyl compounds; alpha-galactosidase activity
Source: RefSeq, a predicted model, not a curated record
AUGAUGAAAAUUGCUGCAACUUUAUUAGCAACAAUUGCAUUAGCAACAGUAAAUGCUUUGGAUAAUGGUUUAGCUUUAACACCACAAAUGGGUUGGAGUAGUUGGAAUUUCUAUGCAUGUAAUAUCAAUGAAUCCGUUAUCAUGAACACUGCCAAAGCAAUGGUAUCAAAUGGUAUGGCUGACGCUGGUUAUACAUAUGUUAACAUUGAUGAUUGUUGGGCUGGUGGUAGAUAUCCAAAUGGUACUGUUUAUGCUGAUCCAACUAAUUUCCCAAAUGGUAUUAAAUAUGUUGCAGAUUAUAUACAUUCUUUAGGAUUAAAGAUUGGUAUUUAUACUGAUGCUGGUACUGAAACAUGUCAAAAGAGAGUUGGUAGUUAUGGAUAUGAAGCUAAUGACGCACAAACUUACGCAGAAUGGGGUAUUGAUUAUGUUAAGGAAGAUUGGUGUUAUGCUACAUUGGAGAAUCCACAACAACGUUAUCAAAUUAUGUCACAAGCAUUAAAUGCAACUGGUAGACCAAUGUUCUUUUCACUCUGUGAUUGGGGUUAUGAGAAUCCUUGGACUUUUGGUAUGAGUGUCGGCAACUCUUGGAGAACUACACCAGAUAUUAAAGACAAUUGGGACAGCAUGCUCUCCAACCUUAUGGCACAAGCACCAAUCACCUCCUUCUCGGGUAUCGGUGGUUUCAACGACCCUGACAUGAUGAUGGUUGGCAAUGGUGGUAUGUCCAACACAGAGUACGUGUCACACUUUUCCUUAUGGUCCUUAUUGAAUGCCCCACUCAUUGCAGGAUGUGACUUGAUUGAUAUUGAUCAAGAGACAUUAUCAAUUUUAACAGCCUCUGAAGUCAUUGCAAUUAAUCAAGAUCCAUUAGGUGUACAAGGAUCAUUGGUUAAAUCAUAUAAUGGUGGUUUACAACAAAUUUGGGCUAAACCUUUAUCAAAUGGUGCUAGAGCUGUAGUUUUAUUCAAUACCGAUACUAAUCCAGCCACUAUUGAAUUAUUAUGGGGCAAUAUUUGGAUGGAGCCAUCUCAACAAUUAUCAAUUAGAAAUUUAUGGACUCAAACAAAUCUUGGAACUUUUACUGAAUCUUAUGAAAGUGAUUCUUUAAUUCCACCACAUGGUUGUAUUAUGUUAACUUUAACACCAACAAAUUAA